UUUCAGCCUUCUCUUUCUUGCUUCCCGUCACUCUAACCACCUCUCUCUCUCUCUCUCUCCUUUCUUGGUAUUUUCAUGCUCUCAGUUGGGUGGUUAAAUUCAGUUCGAAGCAAUGAUUACUACAGUGGGAAGGCAAUAUCUUUUCUGGGAUUUAGCUAUCUCCCAAGAUGUCUCAUUCUAGGACAAAAACUCUUGUUGUGUGUGUGAGUGUCAUCAGUUUUAUUUGCUGUGAGUGUUUCUUGGUUUUCAAGGUGAGAAGCUGCAUCAGCCCAUGGCGGCCAUCCGGCGGCUGCUCUUCUACUGUCUGCUGCCUUUCUGCGCCUGGAUUCGUGUUGUGGAUGCUAUGACGAACCCCCAGGAUGCUGCUGUGCUUCGAUCACUCAAAGAUCAAUUGGGCGGGACACCUCCAAGUUGGGACAAUUCUGAUGAUCCUUGUGCAGACUGGGAGGGAGUUGCCUGCAACAACUCAAAGGUCACCUCAUUGGGAUUGUCCACAAUGGGACUAACUGGUAAGAUGAGCGGUGACAUUGGGGGUCUCAACGAGUUAGUUUCUUUAGACUUGUCGUUCAAUCCUGGCCUCACUGGUUCCCUGUCUCAGCGACUGGGAGAUCUGCAAAAAUUGACCAUAUUGAUUCUGGCUGGAUGCAGCUUUACUGGCAACAUACCAAGUGAACUAGGAAACCUGUCCGAGCUAACAUUUCUAGCCCUGAACUCAAACAACUUAACCGGUGAGAUCCCGCCGUCUUUGGGUAAACUCUCGAAGCUAUACUGGCUUGACCUGGCAGAAAAUCAGCUGAGAGGACCGUUACCUGUUUCAUCUGCUUUUGGACCAGGACUCGACCAGCUUAAAAAGGCAAAGCACUUCCAUUUCAACAAGAACCAGCUAUCCGGUGAAAUUCCGAGCCAACUUUUCAACUCAGAUAUGUCACUGAUACAUGUGCUUUUUGAUGGGAAUCGGUUUGAGGGGAGCAUUCCAUCUACGGUUGGAUUGGUACAGACACUUGAGGUUCUUCGUCUUGAUCGAAAUUCCCUGAAGGGAGAUGCACCAUCAACCCUCAACAACCUCACCAGCGUCAUCGAAUUGAACUUGGCUCACAAUAUGUUGUCUGGCUUAUUACCGAAUUUAACCGGAAUGAACUCCCUCAAUUAUGUGGACUUGAGCAACAACUCUUUCAGACAAUCAAAAGCCCCUGAAUGGUUCUCGACUUUGCAGUCGCUAACAACUUUGAUGAUUGAAUACGGACCGUUGGAGGGAGCUGUGCCAUCAGAACUUUUUAGUUUACCUCAGAUUCAGCAAGUGAAACUGAGGAACAAUGCCUUUGGUCAAAAACUAGACAUGAGUGGGCACAUAAGCCAGCAACUUCAACUCAUCGAUUUGGAGAACAACGACAUAUCGUCUGUAACAAUUGGCUCUGAAUACAAAAGCACAUUACUGUUAAUUGGAAAUCCUGUUUGCUUGGCUUCCCUGGAGAACACUGUCUAUUGUCAGAUUCAGCAGUCGGGAAAACCGUACUCGACCAGCCUCGCAAACUGCGGGAGCCAAAUAUGCACCUUGGAUCAAAAACUCAACCCGCAAAGCUGUGACUGCGCUUAUCCGUAUGAAGGGACGUUAUACUUCAGAGCACCAUCGUUCAGGGAUUUGUCGAAUGCCAGUUUGUUCCAUUCUUUAGAAAUGAGCCUUUGGGUGAAACUAGGCCUUUCUCCUGGCUCCGUUUCCUUGCAGAAUCCGUUCUUUAACGCGGACGACUAUCUUCAGGUGCAGCUUGGGCUGUUUCCCUCCAAUUCAAGGUACUUCAACAGGUCAGAGGUCCAGAGCAUUGGAUUUUCACUAAGUAACCAAACGUACAAGCCUCCAAGAGAGUUUGGGCCAUACUAUUUCAUCGCAUCACCGUACGUUUUUGGAGAUGAAAACAAGAGAGCUCAUAUCAGCAAAGGUGUGAUUGCUGGGAUUACGACCGGAUGCGCGUUUCUAGUCAUUGUUCUGGCAGGGCUAUUGACAUAUGCUAUCAGGCAAAAGAAACGGGCUGAACAAGCGAUAUCGUUAAGCAAAGCAUUUGGAUCUUGGGCUCCUAGCGGCCAAGACAGCGGAGGGGCACCACAGCUUAAAGGAGCAAGAUGGUUCUCGUACGAUGAGCUCAAAAAAAGCACCAAUAACUUCUCCGACAACAAUCUGAUCGGCUCGGGGGGCUAUGGAAAGGUCUAUAGAGGAGUUCUCUUCAAUGGACAAGUCGUUGCCAUAAAAAGGGCUCAACUAGGUUCAAAACAAGGCGGGCUUGAGUUCAAAACCGAAAUCGAGUUACUCUCAAGAGUUCAUCACAAGAACCUUGUUGGCCUUGUGGGAUUCGGUUUUGAACAAGGAGAACAGAUGUUGGUUUACGAGUUCAUGCCUAAUGGAACACUAAGGGAAAGUUUAUCAGGAAGAAGCGGAGUCCAUCUAGAUUGGAAGAGGAGGAUAAGGAUCGCCCUUGGUUCCGCUAGAGGCUUAGCUUACCUACACGAACUUGCAAACCCUCCAAUAAUCCACAGGGAUAUCAAGUCUACCAACAUUUUGUUGGACGACAAUCUCACAGCUAAGGUCGCGGAUUUUGGCUUGUCUAAGCUCGUCUCGGACACUUCAAAAGGGCAUGUCUCGACUCAAGUAAAAGGCACACUGGGCUACCUCGACCCUGAAUAUUACAUGACACAACAGUUAACCGAGAAAAGCGACGUGUACAGCUUUGGCGUGGUGAUGCUCGAGCUCAUCACCGCUAAGCAGCCUAUCGAGAGGGGAAAAUACAUCGUCCGGGAAGUGAGGGUGGCGAUGGAUAGGAACGACGAAACACACUAUGGAUUGAGUGGGAUGAUUGAUCCUGCCAUAAGGAACACACCAUGCCUCAUAGGAUUUCCUAGGUUCCUAGAGCUGGCUAUACAAUGCGUCGAGGAAUCAGCCUCGGAUCGUCCGACGAUGAGCGAGGUCGUCAAGUCCCUCGAAACUAUAUUGCAGAAUGAUGGCCUGAACACAAACUCAACCUCAGCAUCAUCUUCUGCAACAGAAUUUGGAGGUGGUAAGGGUGCCCUUAGACACCCUUACAGUGAUGCUUUUGACUAUAGUGGUGGAAUCUACACAUUUCAGGCUAAGGUUGAACCCAAGUAAUGAGACAAUCUUACAUAUAUAUACUUGAUACUUCUUACUUAAUUUAAUUUUUUUGACUUCUUUGAAGAAAUUUUAAUACAUAUGAAGAGAAAGAUAUGUUGUUUCUCAAGUUUUAUUUUGUGGAUAAAUUGUUGAAUUAUAUGUAGAAAAAAAGUGCU
Messenger RNA from Sesamum indicum (sesame), 3291 nucleotides. Its product is annotated as leucine-rich repeat receptor protein kinase HPCA1. Lineage: Eukaryota; Viridiplantae; Streptophyta; Magnoliopsida; Lamiales; Pedaliaceae. Gene Ontology annotation, biological process: protein phosphorylation. The record is from RefSeq and is a predicted model, not a curated record. Gene Ontology annotation, molecular function: protein kinase activity; ATP binding; protein binding.